GGGCGCAUGCGUGCUGCCGGCGCUGGUGCGGGACAGCUGGCGCCGGCAGCAACCCCGGGUCGGAGACAGCGGUCGCGGCAGCGGGAGCAAGCUUCGCUGGAGCCGCAGCCGCCGCCGCCCCGGCACGGAAGGAACCUUGGCAGCCGACGGACCCUUCCUCGCUUUUGGAAAUGGCGGGUGAAAUCACAGAGACCGGGGAGCUCUAUUCUCCUUAUGUCGGACUGGUGUAUAUGUUUAACCUCAUCGUGGGCACUGGCGCGCUCACCAUGCCCAAGGCCUUUGCCACGGCCGGGUGGCUCGUCAGCCUGGUCCUGCUGGUGUUCCUGGGCUUCAUGAGUUUUGUGACAACUACCUUUGUAGUGGAGGCCAUGGCGGCAGCCAACGCUCAGCUCCGCUGGAAGAGGAUGGAAACCCAUCAGGAGGAGGAGGACGACGACUCCUCCACGGCCUCUGACAGUGACGUCCUCAUCCAGGACAGCUACGAGCGGGCAGAGAAACGGCCCAUCCUGUCUGUGCAGAGGCACGGAUCUCCGAACCUUUUUGAGAUCACAGACCGGGUGGAGAUGGGGCAGAUGGCCUCCAUGUUCUUCAAUAAAGUGGGGGUCAACCUGUUCUAUUUCUGCAUCAUCAUCUACCUGUAUGGGGACCUGGCCAUCUAUGCUGCCGCCGUGCCCUUCUCUCUCAUGCAGGUGACGUGCAGCGCCCUGGGCAACGACUCCUGCGGAGUAGAGGCCGAUGCCAAGUACAACGACACGGACCUGUGCUGGGGGCCCCUGCACCGCGUGGACGCCUACCGCAUCUACCUGGCUGUCUUCACUCUCCUCCUCGGACCCUUCACCUUCUUUGACGUCCAGAAGACCAAGUACCUGCAGAUCCUGACGUCGCUGAUGAGAUGGAUCGCUUUCACCAUCAUGAUCGUGCUGGCCCUGGUCCACAUCGGGCAUGGGCGUGGGGACGGGCACCCGCCGCUGGCCGACUUCUCCGGGGUCCGGAACCUGUUUGGCGUGUGCGUCUACUCCUUCAUGUGCCAGCACUCCCUGCCGUCCCUCGUCACCCCCGUCUCCUCCAAGCGCCACCUCACGCGCCUGGUCUUCCUGGACUACGUGCUGAUCCUGGCCUUCUACGGCCUCCUCUCCUUCACCGCCAUCUUCUGCUUCCGCGGUGACAGCCUCCUGGACAUGUACACCCUCAACUUUGCGCGCUGCGAUGUCGUGGGCCUGGCGGCCGUGCGCUUCUUCCUGGGCCUCUUCCCCGUCUUCACCAUCAGCACCAACUUCCCCAUCAUCGCCGUGACCCUGCGCAACAACUGGAAGACGCUUUUCCACCGAGAGGGGGGCACGUACCCCUGGGUGGUGGACCGCGUGGUGUUCCCCACCAUCACCCUGCUGCCCCCUGUGCUGGUGGCCUUCUGCACCCACGACCUGGAGUCCCUGGUGGGCAUCACGGGGGCCUACGCGGGCACGGGCAUCCAGUACGUCAUCCCCGCCUUCCUGGUGCACCUCUGCCGCAAGGACACCCAGCUGGCCUUCGGCUACGGGGCCAUCAACAAGCACGGGUCCCCUUUCCGCCACACCUUCUGGGUGGGCUUUGUGUUGCUCUGGGCUUUCUCCUGCUUCUUCUUUGUCACCGCCAACAUCGUCCUCAGCGAGACUAAGCUCUGA
This is a messenger RNA of Balaenoptera acutorostrata (minke whale), 1661 nucleotides long. It is a transcript of the gene SLC38A12, whose product is annotated as transmembrane protein 104. The transcript has 10 exons. The coding region runs from base 171 to 1661 and encodes 496 amino acids. The record is from RefSeq and is a predicted model, not a curated record. Lineage: Eukaryota; Metazoa; Chordata; Mammalia; Artiodactyla; Balaenopteridae.